Messenger RNA from Rubroshorea leprosula, 2551 nucleotides. NCBI's taxonomy places the organism in Eukaryota, Viridiplantae, Streptophyta, Magnoliopsida, Malvales, Dipterocarpaceae. The record is from the annotation of a GenBank genome assembly.
GUGGAUAUGGAGGGAAGAGAGAUUGAACGGACGAUGAGGGAAGGUGAGAGAGUCUAGGUUUUUGUGAAAUUUUUGUAUAAAUAUGAUGAAAAACAGUAAACAAAAGAGACUAAGGGAUGGGGUUGGCCGACAGCCACAAAAGGAGAUCCGUGGGGGUUUCCAUUCUCUCUCUGAUUCUGAGAUUUUGGUGACUUUUUUGGCCUCGAUUUCCUCUGAGCUUGAAUCUAAGAGUGGAAUUGGAGCCCUAACCUCUGUUUCUGGGGGCGAAGAUGGAAAUAGUUGCUACACAUACAAAUGUGAUUGUCCCUGAAGUUCUUAGAGGAGGUAACUACAAAAGGUGGAGCAUUUUAAUGCGGUACUAUUUAUUGGGUCAAGAUCUUUGGAAUGUUGUUCAACCAGACCAGUUGCCUGCUGGAGGAAAAAUGAGUAGCGAGUGGACGAAAAAAAAUGCAUUAGCUCUUCAUGCCAUUAUGAUUUCAUGUGGAAAGGAAAUAUUCAAUCAAAUAAAGGAGAAGGAUUCUGCUAAAGAAGUUUGGGAUGCAUUGGCUGAUAUGCACAAGCCCCAAAUUGUCCAUCAGGAAACUGUUGGGCGCCACCCAGAGAGGCGAACAGGGCCUGGAAAUCUUGAAAGGUCGCAAUAUGAGACCUUAAUUGAAGCCAUUUCCAAUGGAGAGCUGUGGAAAGUAAAGAAGUUCUUUAGAGAAAAUUCGAAUGCAGUAUCUGCAACUGCAAUAAUUUUUGAAAAUGGGUACACAGCUCUUCAUUUUGCAGUUUAUAAUGGGCAGGAAGAAAUUGUUGAUUACUUGAUUGAUUCCAACUUGUCACUAGACCAGUUGGAAAUAAAAGAUAAUUUUGGGAGUACGGCACUUUCCAUUGCUGCUCGUUACGGAAUCGGGAAAUCAAUUGCAAAAAAAUUAGUUAGAAAGAACCAAAAUUUGCUUACCAUCGAAGACGAAGACGGAAAGAUCCCAGUCGAAUUGGCCUGCAGCACAAUUCAAGAGAAAAUGAUAGGCUAUCUGUACCGUAAGACUCCACAAGAGUUUUUAAAGGAAGAAUGUGGCUUCUACAUCCUCCAAGCGUGUAUAACUAGGAAAAUGUUUGGCAUAUGGGUGAAGGCAUACGUCAUCAAAGGAUAUGAGCCUCGAUCGUUCGUACAAAAGAUCGGAGACUUCUAUCGGUCAUGUAAAAUGAUGGUCCAACACUCUUUUCAGAUGGGUCAAGAGGAGAAGCAAGAGAGGAUUUUUCAAAGGAAGAAUCAAGAGAGGAUUCAGAGAAAGAAGCAAGAGAGGAUUCAAAGAAAGAAUCAAGAGCGUAUUCAAAGGAUGAAUCAAGAGAGGAAAUCAUGUUUGGCCGUCUUGUUGGCAUUCAUAAUCCCGAUUGUGAUCCUACAGUACCUUGUUAUACUGAUCACUGAAUUAGAUCAAAGUAAAGCAGUGGAAGCAACCUUCCAGGCGAUCCAGAAUGGCAUCCCAGACAUUGUGAAAGAAAUUAUAAAAGCUAAUGCAAAUAAUGUAUUAUUGUGCAACAAAGAUCCUGAAGAUCCAUCAAGAAACAUAUUUGCUUGUGCUAUAGCACAUCGUCAAGAGGAAGUGGCACACCUUCUUUAUAAAUCUCAAAAGGAGAAGAACAUGCUUUUUGCCAUCGAUGAAGAUGGAAAUAAUAUAUUACAUCUCGCAGCAAAGUUAGCUCCUAACUAUCAAUCGGGUUACAUCUAUGCUGCAGCUUUACAAUUGCAAAGUGAAUUACGUUGGUUCAAGUCAGUAAAAGAAAUUGUUCCAGUAGCCUACAAAGAAGGCAAAAAUAAAGACAAUGAAACCCCCUCGGAAGUGUUUGUUAGAGAACACAAGGAUUUGCUAAAAGAAGCAGAAGAAUGGGUGAAGAAAACAGCAGAAUCUUCAACAGUCGUUGGUGCUCUUAUUAUUACAAUUAUGUUUGCAGUGGCUCUUACUGUUCCUGGUGGGAAUGAUCAAAUUACAGGUUUUCCCGUACUUUUGCACAAAACUCCGACACCGUUUAUGAUAUUUAUGGUAUCAGAUGCAAUUUCUCUUUUUACUGCGACCAGUUCAGUGAUAAUGUUUUUGGGGAUUCUGACUUCACAUCAUUCUGAUGAAGAUUACCGCAAAACCUUUCUCUUGAUUAUCGGCCUUACUUCACUCUUCGUAUCUAUUGCAACAAUGACCACAGCAUUUUGUGCUGCUCUUUUCAUGAUGCUACAAGGUCAAGGUGGAUUGGGGUUUGUCAUUCCUAUAACUCUGUUUGCUGGUAUUCCUAUCGUAUGCUACGUGUUGUUGCAAUUUCCUCUUCUGGUUGAGAUUUUGGGUUUGACUUUUAGCUCAAACAUCUUUGGUACGAAAAGAAUAUCGUCGAUGAUCUGGACAGCAGAGAGUGUCACUAGGGGGAUGAGGAACUUGAGGGGUUGAGGACAGCGGUAAAAAGUUCUUGCAAUUUCUAGUGAUGCCAGUGAAUUAGUCACUUAAAUGAAUGUUGCUUUGAAUAAAUUUUUUUUUUUUUAAUACAUGCGUUUCGCUUUGAAUAAAUGAUUGUUGUCAUG